Messenger RNA from Polychytrium aggregatum, 497 nucleotides. RefSeq lists its product as uncharacterized. The record is from RefSeq and is a predicted model, not a curated record. Bases 32 to 283 code for a protein of 83 amino acids. The transcript has 2 exons. NCBI's taxonomy places the organism in Eukaryota, Fungi, Chytridiomycota, Chytridiomycetes, Polychytriales.
ACGGGCCUACAAGUUGAAACUGCCCGCAAGUAUGAAAAUCCAUCCAGUGUUCCAUGUGUCCCUCCUCGAGCCCGCUAAAGACGACAAGAUUCCUGGAAGGCCACCUGUCCCGCUGCCUCCCAUCCAAGUCGACGACCACGAGGAGUGGGAGAUCGAAGCCAUUCUCGACUCCCGGAUCCACCGCGUCGCUCGUUCGGGAACUUUAGUUUGGGACUUUAGUCCAGGUCUUGCGAUAGUGGGUCGGCACCGUUGUGUCAGCUUUAAAAAUAGUAGUAGUCUCUGAGGGUAUACAUGGUUAUACUGGCAGCUAUUGGGGAUGCGCCUCCGAACCUUUUGCAUUUUUUUCACAAGUCCUUUCCCCCCUCACGCCUAAGUACAAACGUUAUGUACACUGGCCUUGAGUAUUGCCUUCUAUUCUUCUGUUAUUCUUUUAUGCGCACAUGACCUCUGAUGUUCGUAUUUCUGUUCUGCUUGAUUUCCAACUUGUUUAUUUUCCU